ACGCCUCCCUCUACACGUCGGGUUCCCACCAGCCUGUGACCCCACCCGGCAGGCACACACGCGCAUACGCAUCUUUCUCAUCUGCCGCAGGACGGCAGAAGGCACCGCCCCGCACCCGCACCUGCUCAUCAUCUUCGAAGCUUCUCUCCUCCUCUCCACCCCACUCGACGACCAGCUAGUGCCGACCUCCUCCACAGCGCCAAUCCGACGCGGCCGCCGCUAUCCCGAGAUCCCGUGCCCAACGCUCCCUCUUCGAGGCCAAGCCAGGUACGAAGUUGCACUGUCUGUGCAUUGUUUUAUAUAAAAACAUCUCUCUGCCAUAAGAGCUUUGAUCUGCAGUGCAUGGCUCUGAUUUUGCUGUUCUUCUAAAAUUUGCUCAGCAUCAAGAGUGACACACAUUAAAAUGGGAUCUACACGAGCAACGAGUGAAGAUGACAAGGCUCUUGUCUUGUGCCAGGAAAGAAAACGUUAUGUGAAAGAAGCACUUGAUGGGAGAUGUGCAUUUGCAGCUGCUCACUUUGCGUAUAUUCAGUCGCUGAGGCACACAGGAUUUGCUCUGAGAAAAUUUGUAGAACCUGAAGUGCCAACAGACUCUUCAUUAUACACAUCAACAUCUGCAACACCAGAGCCUCCUGGCAUGAGGCAUAGAUCGAUGAACCUCUCCCCAUCUGUAUCACAUCCGGCCAGUGACUCCUUCUCCCCAGCUCCGUCCCCGUUAUCUUCAGGGCGUUUCCAUGUCAAUCAUAUGAAAGCCGGGAGGAACCCAGCGAGGACUGUUGAGGAAAAGGUGCCUGUUCCUGUAACAGCAACUCUGGAGACUUCAUCCUCAGUUCCCAUUCAAACUGUACAUGAUCUGGAUGAUAGUUCUACAUUUGAAGCUCCUCCAGGGACACCACCAUGGGACUACUUUGGCCUUUUUCAACCUGUUGAGAGCCAGUUGUCAUUUCAUGAUGAGAAGGAAUCUGGUCAUGAUUUUGAAAAUGCUGAUGAUAUUAGGCGCCUUCGGGAGAAGGAAGGAAUUCCAGAGCUUGAGGAGGAAUUGGAGAAGUCGCAUGCUCAUGCUGGUGAUGUUAGGCUCUCGCAACAGGAGAAAACUCCAGAUGUCAGAGAUGGGGAGCAAUCUACUAUGAGUGGAAGGGAGGAUGAUUUUGCAGACUCAGAAGAUGAUUUUGAGAACCCAUCUUCUGAACCUUUAGUGCGGAUGUUCAAGAACCGCAAUGAUACACCUGUUGAAAAUAUUGUAACAGAUCAGUCACCUGCACAUCUUGCUGCAGAUAAGGUUGUCUCAAAAAAUUUGGUAGAUAAGGUUGCCUUGGAAAAUAUUGCAGAUAAGGUUGCCUUGGAAAAUAUUCAUUCCAAAACGGAGGAGCCGAAAAGUGACAACAAGGUACUUGAGCCAAAAAGUGACAAUAGGGUACUUGACAUUAGCAUGUAUGAAACUGAUGAAACCCCUGUGACGAGCCCUGUGAAAGAAGUGGCAUCUUCGGUUGCCGCUCAUCCUAUAAACGGGAAAUCGAAGGAACCUUUUCGUGAUGUUAGAAAUGGGGUAAAGGACCUGUCUACAUCCAUGAAAGAGGUUGAAAUCUUAUUUAUCAAGGCAUCUGAUUCUGGCAAAGAAGUCCCGAGGAUGCUUGAAGCGGAUAAAGUCAAUUUCCGCCCUUUGCUAACCGAAGAAAGAGCACGUGGAUUAAAGGCACCAGGCUUUUUUGCAACACUCUUUGCUUGCUGCAGGGAGCAAGUCCCUGUUCCUCAGCCUCCACCACAAGCCGACAUGAAGCAUCUUACCUGGCAUAGAUCAGUGUCUUCGCACUCUUCGUCAUCAAGAAAUCCUCUUGGGGCAGCAUCGAAAGUUGAUGUCGAUGGUCUCACUGGAAAUAUCUUUAGUGGUGUAUACAUGAAUUCUGGCAGUCACGCUUCCACACUGGAUAGAUUGUAUGCAUGGGAGAGAAAGCUCUGUGAUGAAGUUAAGGCUAGCAGUACAAUUUGCAGGCAGUAUGAUGAGAAAUGUAGGUACCUGAGAAACCAGGAAUCAAGAGGAGAAAGCCAAAUGAGUGUUGACAGAACCCGUGCUGUUGUGAAGGAUUUGUACUCCAGAAUUUGUGUGGCCAUUCAGAGAAUUGACAUGAUUUCCAAGAACAUAGAGGAUCUGAGGGACAAAGAGCUUCAACCGCAGCUUGAAGAAUUAAUUGGAAGCUUAACUCGCAUGUGGGAAACAAUGCUCGAGUGUCACCGGCAUCAACACGAGAUUAUUAAGCUAGUAUCCAACAGUGGCGGUAUAAAGGUCUUAAUCCGGUCGGAAUCACAGUUCCAAGCAACUCUACUCCUUCAGGUUGAACUAAAGUCACUAUUUUCAAACUUCCAGAGAUGGAUAGUAUCCCAUAGAUCUUACUUGAAUAGCCUACAGUCAUGGUUACUGAAGUGUGUGAAAUCACUAAGGACGAAGAAAAAAUCUAGAAAGAAGAAGGAUACCAAUUUUCAAAUAACAAAUUUUGCUGUUGCACCCAUAUUUACAAUCUGUGAGCAGUGGAUUCAGUUACUGGACGAGUUGCCAAUCGAAGACUUGGAAGGUGGCAUUAAAGGUCUCCUUGCAGAUAUAAACCAUUGUAUGCCUCGUCAAGAGAAGAGGCGUGGUGGUUCAAGGUCUACAUUCGCAAUACCUAAUGGAGGGUUGAAUGAUGAAAUGAGGGGAAUCCAUAGAAAUGACGCUCAUACGGAUUUACAGUCGAGCCUGGAGAGCUUCCUAGGGAAGCUUGAAUUCUUCUCAGAUGUUUCAGUGCACAAAUAUGGUGAACUCAAGAAAAAAGUUAAUACGGCAAAGGAGAAAUAUGAGCAACAGAAUAAGUAACUUAAGGAGGAGGCAAAUCGGUUGCACUAAUUUCUGGAGUGAAACAUAAUAUAGCUCAAAAGUCAUCAGAGAUGGAUAAAUAAACCGUCCAUUGUGUACAUUCGUUCAUCGAACUAAUAGGCACAAAUCACUGCCAUCAUAUUUUGUGAGUUCAUGAUAGUCUAGGGGACAGGCGGGUGGGGGGGGGGGGGGUGGUAAAUAUGUAGAUAUCCGGCCUUGUGGCUAAUGCCACACGACCUUAAUCUGGGAUGUAAAUGUGAGGUGUAGGUAAAUUAAACUGUAAGAUGGGGGAUACAAGAUGUAUAUUUGUCCUGGGGGUAUAUCAGUAUAUGAUAUGAGGUUUCAUGUGCUUCAUGUUGGCACCUGUGCAUAAGUUCCAACUUUUCAUUCAGAACUUCCCAUUCAGUGCUUUGUACGUAUCUAUGAUUGCAAUUCCAUUCUCCUGUUGUUUA
Triticum aestivum (bread wheat) is the source of this 3297-nucleotide messenger RNA. RefSeq names its product protein ROLLING AND ERECT LEAF 2. The transcript has 6 exons. The record is from RefSeq and is a predicted model, not a curated record. Lineage: Eukaryota; Viridiplantae; Streptophyta; Magnoliopsida; Poales; Poaceae. Bases 404 to 2845 code for a protein of 813 amino acids.